Molecule: messenger RNA, 621 nt
Organism: Schistosoma margrebowiei
Lineage: Eukaryota; Metazoa; Platyhelminthes; Trematoda; Strigeidida; Schistosomatidae
Source: the annotation of a GenBank genome assembly
AUGACAACAAAUGAUAAUAUAAAUCAAUUAGAAAUUAAUCAAUCAAUUAAUUAUACUGAAUCAAUAUAUCAUUUAUGUUAUGGUUAUUUAAUACAUAAUUUAAAUAUUAAAAAUCAUUUACAAUUAUUUGAUAGAAAUAUUGCUGAAAAUGAAAUUGAUCAUAUUAAACCAAUAUGUUCUAUACGUUUAUAUUUAUUAUUUUGUAAAAAUUGUUUACGUAUAAAACGUUAUAUUAUUAAUACAAAACGUUAUAAACGUUAUACAUUAUAUUAUAAACAAAUUGAAGUAUAUUAUUUUACACCAUAUAUGAAAAAUCUAUUAAUAUUAGGUAUACAAUCACCAAAUGGUAUAAAACGUUGUUAUCAAUAUAUUUAUAUAAAAAAUAUAAAUGAUCAUUUUAAAAUACAAACAAUAUUUCAUCAAAUAUUUGAUAAUUCAUUAAAAAUAUUAACAAAUAUGCCAAUUAUUGGUCAAUUAAUAAUUAAAAAUUUUCAUAAUGAAUCUAUACGUAGUAAAAAAUUAGGACAAAUAAUAUUAAAUGAAUUAAAUAGAUCUAAUAAUGAAGAUCAUAAUGAUGAAAUUCAAGAAAAUAAUGAAAAUAAUUCAAUUAUCAAUGAAUAA